GGAUUCUCUAAGAAAAAAAAACAAACAGAGAGAGAGAGAUGGCAAAGCUAUUUGUGAAGCAGGCAAAGCAAUAUGCAGAAGGAAGGCCAAGUUAUCCGUCACAGCUCUUUCAAUUCAUCGCUUCAAAGACACCGUCACACCACCUUGCUUGGGACGUCGGCACCGGAACCGGCCAAGCUGCAAUAUCUUUAGCUGCAAUAUACAAGAAUGUCAUAGCCACAGAUGCAAGUGAUAAGCAACUUGAAUUUGCAGCCAAGCUCCCUAAUGUGCGUUACCAACAUACCUCUUCAACCAUGACCAUGGCCGAGCUUGAACAAAAGGUGUCACCUCAGGGGACCGUAGAUGUUGUGACAAUUGCCCAAGCCAUCCACUGGUUUGACCUCCCAACCUUCUAUGAACAAGUCAAGUGGGUUCUCAAGAAGCCUCAAGGAGUCAUCGCUGCUUGGUGUUACAAUUUGCCAAGAAUUAGUGAUGAAGUAGACGCUAUCCUUGAUCGACUUUAUCUUGAUUCAGGGCCUUAUUGGGAUCCAGCACGCAGAUGGGUUGAUGACAAUUAUAAAAACAUUGAUUUUCCAUUUGAGCCUGUGGAUGGAGCUGAUCACACAGGACCCUUUGAGUUUGUGAUAGAGAGAGAGAUUGAUUUGGAUGGUUUCUUGACUUACUUAACAUCAUGGUCAGCAUAUCAGACAGCAAAGGAGAAAGGAGUGGAAAUUCUUCGGGAAGAUGUAAUUGAAAAACUCAAGCUUGCUUGGGGUGAAGAUGCCAAAAAAAUUGCUAAGUACCCAGUUUAUCUGAGAAUUGGAAGAGUAUCGGGGGAUGUCUGAAAAUAUGCAAAUGGUUAAUUCCAUGGUCUGUCCUAGAGGGAGGUAGGACAAGUAACAUCUUUUAUCCAUUGAUUAAAUAAUUUAGCUUCAUUUAUACUAUUUGAGUCAUUUGGUUAACUGUUAAGGAUGGAUGAAGUAAUAAGCAUAAAUUCCAAAGAGGGAAAACCUGUCCUAAUGUAUCUGAAAAGAGUUGAGCUCUUCUUCUUUUGUUUUGUUUAUGUUGGUAAUUUUGUAUUAACAAAUUCCAAUAGCAUGGUGGUAAAAGUGAUAAUGGAGUUUUCGGGU
This is a messenger RNA of Gastrolobium bilobum, 1109 nucleotides long. RefSeq lists its product as uncharacterized. The record is from RefSeq and is a predicted model, not a curated record. The transcript has 2 exons. Lineage: Eukaryota; Viridiplantae; Streptophyta; Magnoliopsida; Fabales; Fabaceae. Gene Ontology annotation, molecular function: S-adenosylmethionine-dependent methyltransferase activity. Bases 39 to 824 code for a protein of 261 amino acids.